AUGGAGCCAACUGAGGAGCUUGGGCUGCGGGAGGAGGAUGGGGCAUUAAGCAGUGGGACAGUUCAUUUCAAGCCAGCUUUCGGGGAGGUCAACCAGCUGGGAGGGGUAUUCGUGAACGGGAGGCCUCUACCCAACGCCAUCAGACUCCGAAUUGUGGAACUGGCCCAAUUGGGCAUCCGACCCUGUGACAUCAGCCGACAGUUAAGGGUAUCCCACGGCUGUGUCAGUAAGAUACUGGCGCGCUACAAUGAGACUGGCUCCAUCUUACCUGGGGCCAUUGGGGGCAGCAAACCUCGCGUUACUACCCCCACGGUGGUGAAACAUAUCAGGACCUACAAACAGAGGGACCCAGGAAUCUUUGCCUGGGAGAUCCGCGAUCGUUUGUUAGCAGACGGUGUGUGUGACAAGUACAACGUUCCUUCUGUCAGUUCCAUCAGCCGAAUCCUGCGCAACAAGAUUGGGAACCUGUCUCAGCAGAGCCAGUACGACUCUUACAAACAGCAUCAGCCACCACCGCAGCCCGCCUUGCCUUAUAACCAUAUAUAUUCCUAUCCAAGUCCUAUUACUGCCGCGGCAGCCAAAGUACCCACUCCUCCCGGAGUGCCUGGAAUUCCUGGCAAUAUGGCCAUGCCUAGAACCUGGCCCUCUUCGCACUCUGUCACGGACAUCCUGGGAAUCCGCUCCAUUACAGACCAAGUGAGCGACAGCUCCCCCUACCACAGUCCAAAGGUAGAAGAGUGGAGCAGUUUGGGCCGCAACAACUUCUCCGCCCCUGCCCCGCACCCGGUCAAUGGGCUGGAGAAAGGGUCUUUGGAGCAGGAGGUCAAAUAUGGACAGGCACCAAAUGGUCUCCCAGCCGUCAGCAGUUUUGUGCCAACAUCCAGCAUGGCUCCUUACCCUACCCCAGCCCAAGUGCCACCUUAUAUGACAUACAGCGCUGCUCCUUCUGGUUACGUUGCUGGACAUGGUUGGCAGCACACCAACACCACUCCACUCUCCCCACACAACUGUGAUAUACCAGCAUCGCUGACAUUCAAGGGCAUGCAGACAGCCAGAGAAGGUAGUCACUCUGUUACAGCUUCUGGUCUCUGA
Gracilinanus agilis (Agile Gracile Mouse Opossum) is the source of this 1092-nucleotide messenger RNA. RefSeq names its product paired box 9 (gene PAX9). The coding region runs from base 1 to 1092 and encodes 363 amino acids. The transcript has 4 exons. The record is from RefSeq and is a predicted model, not a curated record. Lineage: Eukaryota; Metazoa; Chordata; Mammalia; Didelphimorphia; Didelphidae. Gene Ontology annotation, molecular function: RNA polymerase II cis-regulatory region sequence-specific DNA binding; DNA-binding transcription factor activity, RNA polymerase II-specific. Gene Ontology annotation, biological process: regulation of transcription by RNA polymerase II; anatomical structure development.